CUCGUGAAUCCGCUCCCGUGCUCCACUGGCACUCUUCUGGAACCCUCACCCGCCCCCCUCUCGUUAAUCCGAGCGAUUUUUCUCUCUUUGCUUAGCCCAAAUCACGUCGUCUUCCUGCAAAUCCUGCUUCGAUCCUGCGGGCGUGGUAGGGUUCGUGGGGGGAGUUUGGCCUUGGAGUUGUCCUGCCCAAUUCGGGGGCGGUUUGCUGGGAGUUAGCUGUCGCCCGGGUUGAGGUGAUCUGAUCCGGCGGCGUGCUGCGGGAGGGAGGUGGGAGUGGUCUCCGUUGGUUUUGGGAGUGGGUGAGUAGAGAGCUAUGUGGAUUGAGGAGUCGCCGGAUUGAGCAUGAGGGGUGGGGUUGCUGGUGGUGGUGGUGGUGGUGGUGGCGGCGGCGGCGGCGGUGUGGGUGGCCUGGAUGAUGGGAUCACCCGAGGGGCGGCUAGUGGAGCUGUUUGGUGCUGUGAAGUCGUGGAUGCCGCGGCGGGGAGAUCACUCGCCGCCGCCGCCGCAGGCGGGUGUGGGUGGUGGUGCGGCAUCGCCGCAGCCACAUGACCUGUCGCGGGACUUCUGGAUGCCGGACCAGAGCUGCCGCGUUUGCUACGACUGCGACGCGCAGUUCACCAUACUGAACCGGCGCCACCACUGCCGCCACUGCGGCCGCGUGUUCUGCGCGCGGUGCACGGCCAACUCCGUGCCGCGUGCGCCGGGGGACGCGGCGCGGGAGGACGGCGAGCGGAUCAGGGUCUGCAAUUACUGCUUCAGGCGCUGGCUGGAGGAGGAGGCGGCCGCUCGGAGGGAUGUGGCACAUCCGUCCAGCCCUGUGCUGAGCACGUCGCCGUCUGCCGUGAGCGUCGGGAGCGAGAAGUCCGGUUCGACUGGGCGUAGCAGCACCGGGACGAACGGGCAGAUGUCGUCUUACACGAACUUCAGCUACACAGACUUCCCAUCCGUGCCGGUCGACGGCCAGGGAGAGUGCUGCGAGCGGGACGGCUGUGCGGAGAAGCAGCUGCCUGCAAUGGAGCCGGCCGGGGGCGUGGAGCCUGCGACUUAUGUGGACAACACAUCGGAUCCAUACAGUUUUUGCUUGCAUAGGAGUGAUGAUGAGGAUGAUGAUUAUGAACUUUUUCAGUCAGAUUCGAAAGUGCAACACUUGCAAAAUUCUGAUGAAUACUUCAAAACUGUGUGUUUUGAUUCUCACCAAGUUGAUUCUAGUGAUGUAAAAGAAUCUGUAUCCCCAAGGCAAGAUACAGAAAAUUUUAUUGAUUCUGUGGGAAUAGAUAAGAUUGGAGAUCACAUCAUUGAUAUCUGCAAUACUCGAUCUUCUUCCUUGUAUAGCAUGGAAGUGCAAGAAAAUGAGCCUGUAGAUUUUGAAAACAACAUCUCACUUUGGGUGCCUCCUGAACCUGAGGAUGAAGAGGAUGACCAUGAUGGUGCUUUAUGUGAUGAGGAUGAUGGGGAGGAUGCCACUGGAGAGUGGGGAUAUCUACGCUCAAACAGUUUUGGUAGCGGACAUUGUCGAAGUAGAGAUAAAUCAGCUGAGGAACACAAGCGAGCCAUGAAAGACAUUGUUGAUGGGCAUUUUCGAGCAUUGGUUGCUCAACUUCUUCAGGCGGAAAAGGUACCAUUGGCUGAUAAAUCUGGCAAAGAGAGUUGGCUAGAUAUAGUUACUUCUUUGUCUUGGGAAGCUGCAUCUCUUCUAAAACCAGAUACCAGCAAAGGGGGACGGAUGGAUCCUGGUGGCUAUGUGAAGGUGAAAUGCUUGGCUUGUGGUCGUCCAAGUGAUAGUUUUGUUGUAAAAGGAGUUGUUUGUAAGAAGAAUGUUGCUCAUCGGCGCAUGGCAUCAAGAAAAGAAAAGCCACGCAUCCUGAUCCUUGGUGGUGCACUUGAAUAUCAACGCAUAUCAAAUUUGCUUUCUAGUUUUGAUACUUUACUGCAGCAGGAAACAGAUUAUUUGAAAAUGGCAGUUGCAAAGAUCAAAGCCCACCAACCAAGUGUAGUAUUGGUAGAGAAAUCUGUGUCUCGAUAUGCUCAGGACUUAUUUUUGGAGAAAAACAUUUCCCUUGUUCUGAAUAUCAAAAGACCACUUCUGGAAAGGAUAUCACGUUGCACUGGUGCUCAUAUAGUCCCGUCAAUUGAUUAUUUGUCAUCCCAAAAGCUUGGGCAUUGUGAUUUAUUCCAUGUGGAGAAAUAUGUUGAAGAGCAUGGGACUGCUGGAGAAGGUGGGAAGAAAAUGUUGAAGACCCUUAUGUUUUUUGAAGGCUGCCCGAAGCCUUUGGGUUGCACAAUAUUGCUCAAAGGAGCUGAUGGUGACGAGCUGAAAAAAGUUAAGCAUGUUGUGCAAUAUGGAGUUUUUGCAGCCUAUCACUUGGCCCUGGAAACAUCCUUUCUUGUGGAUGAAGGUGCAACCCUUCCAGAGCUCCCUCUUAAGUCACCAAUUAUUGUUGCUUUGCCAGAUAAACCUUCUAGCGCAGAUAGAUCCAUUUCGACGAUACCUGUUGUACAAAUGCCUACUGCUUCAUCACAAAACAAUGGUUUGGCAUUAAAUGGUUUUCGAACUAUGGACCAAACAAUAGUAACAUGCUCUCCUGAGUAUAAAAGAUGCAAAAGACUGGGAGCUGGUUCUAUGGAACCUGAAUCUGCUCAUUUCAUCAGCCAGGACAAAACCAUUGCAUGUUUGCAUGGUAUGGUCCCUCAGUCGUCUACUGAUCCCUUGGUUCAGCAGUCAAACAGUUCAUUUUGUCAUUGCCCUUCUUGUGCUAGAGAUGUAGUUAAUGAAAUACAUUUUGAAGAACAUCAACGUGAAACGUCUGGACAUACCCUGGAUAAUGAUUUCAAUGCAUUGUCUGCACAUCGAAGAAAUUUGGGGUCUGCUGAGAGUGGCUAUUUAUUUAUGUAUAAUUCUGAGAGUGGCGACAAGAUAGCAGCUAAAUUGUCUGUUCCUCUCAAUGUGCAAAUUUCUCAUGAUGACGACAGUUCAAAGGAUGAUUCAGUAAUAAAAAAAGACGAAAUUCCAGCAUCUCCUGCUGACAAUCAGAGUAUAUUGGUUUCUCUGUCCUCUCGUUGUGUUUGGAAAGAAACUGUUUGUGAGCGGCCACACCUUCUCCGCAUAAAAUAUUAUGGAAACUUUGACAAACCUUUAGGAAGAUUUCUACGUGACCAACUCUUUGAUCAGAACAAUAAUUGUAUCUCUUGUGAGUUGCCACCAGAGGCCCAUGUUUAUUGCUAUGUCCACCCACAAGGCAGCUUAACAAUUUCAGUGAGGAAACUUGCAGCGAAGUUGCCUGGUGAACAUGAUGGUAAAAUAUGGAUGUGGCAUAGAUGCUUACGGUGUCCUCGUGUUAAUGGACUACCUCCUGCAACUAAAAGAGUUGUGAUGUCUGAUGCUGCCUGGGGCCUGUCCUUUGGAAAAUUUCUGGAACUUAGUUUCUCAAAUCAUGCAGCAGCUAGUAGGGUAGCUAGUUGCGGCCACUCUCUUCACCGGGAUUGUCUUCGUUUUUAUGGCUUUGGUGAAAUGGUUGCUUGCUUCCGAUAUGCAUCGAUCAUGGUUCAUUCGGUGUAUUUGCCACCACCCAAACUUGAUUUCACUUCCCAGCACCAGGAAUGGGUAGAGCAAGAAGCAAAUGAGGUGGUUGACUCAGCUGAACUUCUGUUCACCGAAGUACUGAAUGCACUCCACCAAAUUUCAGAGGGAAGGCCAAUUACAGGUUCUUUUGAUGGCAACAUGAAGAUCCUCGAGUUAAGAAGGAACAUUAUGGAGCUGGAAGAGAUCCUGCAAAUAGAGAAAGCAGAUUUUACGGAAUCAUUAAAAAAUCUACUGAAAAAGGAGAUCAGAAAGGGGCAGCCGUUCAUUGAUAUUCUUGAGGUUAACAAACUAAGGAGACAGCUACUGUUUCUGUGUUACCUGUGGGAUCAGCGGUUAAUCUUUAUAGCAAAUUCAGGUGGCAAGUACUGUGACACGCUAGGAGGUUUGCAGGUUGGAAGUAGGAGUUCUGACUCUAACGAUAAAUCAGUUGGUACAAGUGCAAGUACAAAACUAGAGAAGGCCCCAAAGGGCCCUGAAGUUCUUUCAAAUUCUAAGGAUGGAUCCUUAAAUCAGAGCUCAGGCCCACUUCAUGCGAAUGACGAGGAACCGAACAGUUCAAGAAUUGUUUCAGGGUUGAAUGGUAUGGAAGAUACCAUAGCCAAAAUCAAUCAUUCUAAUAGCGCAGAUGUUAAAGAUAACCUGGAUCAUCAAGAAUCUAAUAUUGGUGUUCGUAGGGUUUUUUCUGAUGGGCAAUUCCCAGUAAAUGCUGAUAUUUCAGACACAUUGGAUGCAAAAUGGAGAGGAGAAAAUGGAACAGUUCCUGAUACAAGCAUCCUGAAACCACUAGCUCUGCUUGAAGGUACAGCUGAUCUUAAAAAUCAAGCUAAGGCAGUAGCAGCCCAAUCUUCUUUAUCUGUCAGGUCUGGAGAUACAGUAGAAGACUUAUCAAGCUGGCUUAAAAUGCCAUACAUGAAAUUCUAUGACUCCUUAAACAGAAAUUCUGGUACAGCACCAAAAUUUGGGGCCCUGGCUGACUACAGUCCUGUGUAUAUUACAUUGUUUCGUGAGUUGUCACAGCAAGGUGGAGCAAGACUUUUUCUGCCAACUGGAGCUAAUGAUAUUGUUAUUCCAGUAUUUGAUGAUGAGCCAACCAGUAUAAUUUCUUAUGCACUUAUUUCACCCAUGUACUGCUUCCAAACGUUGGAUGAGAGCAACAAGAAUAAAGAUGGUGCAGAUUCUAUGCUUUCAUUGCCUGUAUAUGAUUCUGGAAAUUUUAAUCCUUUUCAUUUGUUUGAGGAUUUUGGAUCCACUGACGAUUUCACUUCAUCAAUAUCUGGAACUAGAGGGUCAUUUGUUCCCGACCUAAUUCACCUAAGAGUUUCCUUUGAAGAUGGUGGCCCACUCGGGAAAGUGAAAUACACGGUGACAUGCUACUAUGCAAAAAGCUUUGAAGCUCUCAGAAGGUCUUGCUGUCCAUCUGAGGUCGACUUUUUAAGAUCUAUCAGUCGAUGCAAGAAAUGGGGAGCACAAGGUGGCAAAAGCAAUGUGUUCUUUGCAAAAUCUUUGGAUGAUAGGUUUAUAAUAAAGCAGGUCACGAAGACAGAGCUUGAAUCAUUCCUUAAGUUUGGCCUAGACUAUUUCAAAUAUUUGUCAGAGUCCAUAAGCACCGGAAGCCCCACAUGCCUUGCAAAGAUUUUGGGAAUUUAUCAGGUUACAAUUAAGCAUGUCAAGGGUGGCAAGGAGUCAAAAAUGGAUUUACUUGUGAUGGAAAAUCUUUUAUUUGGACGGAAUAUUACAAGGCUCUAUGAUCUCAAGGGAUCUUCUAGGUCAAGGUAUAAUGCUGAUUCCAGCAGCAACAAGGUUCUUCUUGACCAGAACUUGAUCGAGGCAAUGCCAACGUCACCAAUUUUUGUUGGGAACAAGGCAAAGAGGCUUCUGGAAAGAGCUGUUUGGAAUGAUACUUCCUUUCUGGCAGGAAUUGAUGUGAUGGAUUAUUCAUUGCUUGUGGGAGUUGACGAGGAGAAACAUGAAUUGGUCCUGGGAAUAAUUGAUUUUAUGAGGCAGUAUACAUGGGACAAGCAUCUCGAGACAUGGGUCAAAUCGUCUGGUAUUCUUGGCGGGCCGAAGAAUGCCCCUCCAACUGUAAUUUCACCGAUGCAGUAUAAGAAGCGGUUUAGAAAAGCCAUGUCUGCGUAUUUUAUUGUAAUUCCUGAGCAAUGGAUGCCUGCAAUAAUCAAUCCGAGCAAAUCAUCAGUAAACAUUUGCGAAGAAGAUCCUCAAAAUGCUUCACAAGAGUAGUACAAUGUUCAGUUCAUUAUACCGGGCAGAGGGUGCCUGGUUUGCUUUUGAUCCAAUCAAAAGCGCUAAACUGAUCGGUCUGGAAUCUGGAUGCUGCGGCAUCAAUGUGAUCUUCCUACUUGGAGACUUAUUCGCACAGAUCCGAUUGCAGUGGAGUCCUGGCUCAACAAUCAUCGGGGUGUAUAUAUUCUUGAAACUGUAAUUAUGCAUUAGUUUUUUCUUUUUGAUCUGUCUUUCAAAAUGUCAUCGCUUCUCUGUAGUUCCCAUUCCAUUUUUGGUUGGAUGUAAUAGAAGUGGGGCAUUUUUUUGUAAGUGUUCGUUGUAUAUUGUUACAUGUAUGUCAUGUUAUUUAUUUGGGGGCUAUUGCCGUCUGUAAUAACAAAUAAAGUAGUUCAUGCAAAUGUCCUAUGUCCAAACUGACAUAAACACAA
This is a messenger RNA of Oryza brachyantha (malo sina), 6249 nucleotides long. Its product is annotated as 1-phosphatidylinositol-3-phosphate 5-kinase FAB1B-like. Gene Ontology annotation, molecular function: ATP binding; metal ion binding; 1-phosphatidylinositol-3-phosphate 5-kinase activity. NCBI's taxonomy places the organism in Eukaryota, Viridiplantae, Streptophyta, Magnoliopsida, Poales, Poaceae. Gene Ontology annotation, cellular component: endosome membrane. The transcript is spliced from 11 exons. Gene Ontology annotation, biological process: phosphatidylinositol phosphate biosynthetic process. The record is from RefSeq and is a predicted model, not a curated record. The coding region runs from base 413 to 5818 and encodes 1801 amino acids.